AGCUUUCCAUUUCAUAGACCGCGAGUCACUCCCUCAUUUUUGCUCCUUCAGUUUCCUCUUAUGAUAAUCUCGACAAUAUUUUGUACUAAACUCCUGUUUACAGACUGAAUUUAAGCAAGAAGUUCUGCUCGUAUGUAACAGGCAGCAAUUUUUCGUUUUCAAUAAUGAAGUAUUAUACAGUUAUUAAUUCAGUUGUAGAAAAAGCUGCACUGUAUUAGUUACAAAUUCAGUUGUUGUAUUCGUUGAAGAAUCAACUUUGUAAAAACAAUUCUCAAGAAUACGAAAAUUCUGUAUUAUGAUUUUGAACUAACAAUCCAAGGAGGACGAUCACCUACAUUUAGGUACCUAAAAGUAUCGAGUUUGAUUUUGAUGAAACAUGCUCCUUCGUGAGAUUUGAACGCCGAAUUACUAGUGAGUAUGACUAAAAGAAUUAUGCCUCUGCUCAAAGGAAUUAUCAUUAUGCCCUUUGAAUAAAUCGAUCAACAGCACUAACUACACCCUAGAAGUACGUAGAUAGAUCGAAACGAAACUUUCUCUACCGUCAGUGUCAACAACAUCAUAAGGAAAACCUUCACCAAUUUCACAUCCAGCGUUCUUGUUAAAGAGUACAAUUCUUCAUAGACAUAGACGAUCGGUUGCGGGUCAUGUGUAGUUGUAAGACGAUCUUUCGGGAAAAGCCACAGCUCCACUUUUCAACCACAUGAUCCUCGACCUCAAAAAACCUUCCUGAGUUUUGCAGAGACGAUCCUUUUGGAAUUGUUGUGUUGAAGCCUACGAUUAGGAUCACAGCACAUUGAUUGCUGUGAAGUUGUAGGAUCAUGCAUUGCCGGAAAAUCAAUCAAAUCUCCUUCGGCUCUAUGAAGAGACAACCAUUCUGAUCUGCGGAUCAUAGGAUUCGUCAGUCAGAACAUCUCAUAGGAUUUAGAUAGACUUCUUCCCAACGUCGAUUUCCUCUCAACGUCGAUAGACCCCUGACCGUCUCACAAAAUUCGACACCACAGAGUAAGUGUUGCAUGUUUUGUUUUGUUCAUUUCAGCGCGAGAACUUCAAAUUCGAAUUCCUACUAUUUAGAAGACUUUCUGCUCUUGUUCAUGGAUUUUGAUUUUUCAACUACAACACUCCUCGCUCCUUUUGUCACAUUUAUUAAAUGCGAUUAUUAAGUGCGAUAGUUGUCUUUUCCCUUUCAUUGAAUGAGGAUUCUUAGGACUUGAACUUGUCUUACAUUUCGACGAUCUACAAGACGAGAACUCAACCGAUUUCCUCAAAAAAAAUCUACCCGUUCUUAUAGAGACUGUGCUCAGAAAACUAGGUGAAUCUUCGUGCAAGAGACGUGAACUUAUUCUGUCUUAAUAUCUAAGCCGAUAAAUGUCCGUCGUGAAACUUUUGAGGUCGUGAGUGUUUGAUGUUAUAUAGGAGCGGCGCAAGCUGCAGUUAAUAAAGGUGAGGUCGCCUCGAGAUAGAUUAUUAUUAGUAAAGUCCUGUAAAGAACAUAUAGCAAUAAACUGCUUUUAUAGCUCAGGAUUAAAGAGCAAAAGUAGCAUCGCGCAGAAACCCAUCUUUGUUGGAAGAACAUUAGAAUUAAGUUGACGCUUGUAAUUGUAUUCACAUAGCUACUCACUGCCAACACUUCUAAUUUACUACUUCUCAAAUUCUAAAUUUAAUAGAGUAGAUGCGGAAUUAGCAGAGGUCGUGCUGCUUAACAACUUCUACAAAUCAAUCAAUCUUAUCAAUUAGUGCUCUAAUCUGCUACGGCUCUUAGAUGCUUCGCACUGGGUACCUCUGGCUACAACAUUGUAGGUUCUAGUGCUGAAGAAGUAACAUAAACAUAUUCAGUUCUAGAUAACAUUCUGGGUCAUGGACAAUAACACAUACACCCAUAGGACUGCACGCAGACAUACUUGAUAUACGCGAAGCUAAACUCUGACGACUCUGUACUACUUUUGUGUACUUACAUGAGAACAACGAGUGAAGGCUUAGUAAAACAAGGACCAAACUUGAGUCGUUGAGGUCUAUGUGAGCAUUCCCCCCUCGAUUCUUCUAGUAUUGGUCGUGUUAUACUAUUCUAGAAGGCGCGACUUGGGGUUCGUCAGAUCAUAGGAUAAACCUUUCCACCUAUGGAGUUCGUCAGAUCAUAGGACAAACCUUUGUUCCACCUACGCCGUCCAAUUAUUCGCACCGAAGAAAGGAUCAUCUGUUUGUAAUUAAAUUGUUGUAGCAAAAAAUUACUUCUACCUAUUAAUGCCUAUGCUCGUACUAAGAACUACCCUUUUGAUACAGGAAUAAGAAAUUCGUUGCGCAGCCCACAUUUCUAGGUUAGAAUAUCACCUUCUAGUUCUAUUUCUGACAGAAGAUCCUGCUCUAGCUAGUGACGUAAAUCUGCUUCUAGUCCACCUUGCAGUGAUCGAUUAGAUAGAGGAAUAUAAGAGCAGUACAUCGUUGUUAACAAGUGCUGUACUGUAGCUGCUAAAAAUAGUUUUGUUUGUCUGCUUAUUUCGUUCGCUACAGUCCGGCGGCAGCCUUACAAUCCUUCCUGGCGCCCGCGAAACAUACAGCGUCUGAACACCACGACGAAAACAAGACGAGGAAACAGCCAUAUUAGUAUUACUGCCCACCACCAGUGGAGCAGUAUACGAUUGUUGUGGCACUCUACACCCGCGGAUCAAAGACACGCAACAUCCAGACUAAACAAGACUGAUACAGCACGCUUAAGAACAUCCUCCUCAUGAUUCCCCUCGUCUUCUUCGACAAGCACUGAAAAGUUGCGCCAACAAGACGCGAUUCUUCAAGGAGCACCAAAAUCUUUCUUUAGCACAAGAACCUCCAUCAAGAAAGUGAUAGUAUGAGCAAACCAGGAGCGACAAUGAAGGUUCCGGAGGGCGAAAUUGGGUCGUCCGCCGAUGGUGGAGUGGCGCGUGCGCCUCCAGCUGCAGCAUCGGAGAAGGCAGUCCGCAAGGAAUCCCUCGAUCCACCUACCUCUCUCUCCUCCGGAGCAACACCAGCUACAACAACGAGCAAAAAACCACUCAGAGAUUCUUCCUCUUCCGGCCUUUCGGGUUCCGCAACCACGCCUGUAGCAGCAAGGCAAUCCCUAAGUCCCAAGAUGAUUGGGAACAAGAAUACACAGACUACUUCCACCAGCGGCACCACGAAAAGCGCGAAGGCGCCAGCGGAUAUGUCGGUGUCGGUGACGAUGCUCACGGAUAAGAACGGGAAACAGCAACAAGCGUUCCUUGAUCAGAAUGGAAUGGUACUGUUUAUUGAAACCUGUAUAUUGGAUGAGAACAAUUUAGAACGAAGAGGAGUCUCUAACUCUGUAUCUGUAAUUGUUUCUGAUGGUUAGAGUGCUACACUUCUUGCUUGUAUUCUCAGAAACCCGGAUAUCUGAUUUCUUAGAUGAGACAAACCGAGAACAUUUGGACUAUCAUCUAUCAUCCCUAUCAGGUUCUAGACGAUUCCCAUGGUGUUUUCACCGACAUUCUGGAGGCCCAGGGCGCCGGUGCUAAGCGCUACAAGCUGUGGAAAGCCUCUAUUUCGAAGAACAAUAUGCUUCUAGAUGUCUGGCGUGACCAAGACGGCAACAUUUUCCAUGACGCAGGUGGCUCUCUCGAUGCUAUGUACGAAGCCAGCCGUAAGAUUUCGCGUAUGAACCCACGUGCCGACAAGAAGUCUGGUGCAGAAAGUAGCAGUAAUGGCAGAAAUUUGUCGUCUGGUGGUACUGCUGGGCCUUCUAGUGGACAGAAUAUGAGCUCGAGUAAAAAUGGUGGUACGUCUAGUAAGGAUGCAUCGGGUGGCUCUUCUUCAAAGGAUAGAUAUGGCGUCAGUGCACCAGCGAGUAGUAGUUCGUCUUCUUCGCACCAAAAGCAUCAUCCCGGGUCUGGACAACAGCAUGCUCAGCAUAUACAUCAAUACGGAAACUACUAUGGUGGUGGAAAGGGUUCGAAAGACUCGUAUUACCGGGAUCAACAGCAGUUGCCUCCUCCAGGUGCAACAGCAUUGACUUCCCACCUGUGGGACCCGCAUCAACAACAUCCAGGCCACCAAAGUUCGCCUCCAGGAUUUGCGUCACCGAACGCUGGCGCCGCGGGUGUGCCGCCACCAAGGCUUCCGCAUCGACUGACGCAGCACUCUCGAUUGCCACCUUCAUCCCAGGGUUUGGGAUUAGAAUACUCAGAGCCGGCAACUUUAAAUACAGCGGCUACACAUGGAACCAGACACUCCGAAACACCUCUCUACGAUCCUAGCAGCGCAUAUGAAUACGUACUUGCUUAAGAUACCUUCUUUAAGUUCCCUUAGGUUGGGUUUCUUGGUUUAUUCUCGUCGUUCUAUUCUCAUCAUCGUCCGAUGUUGAACAUAGACGCACAAAGAUAUUUUGAGGAUCUGUUUCUCAGACGCUUUUGAUUCAUCUUUCUCAAUUCCUUAAAACAGACCCCAAAGUCUGCUGAUAUGCGCCGUGCAUCGAACGGAAAUCCUGCUGGAACACCGAUGACCAAUAUAAAAGCGCCAUAUGAGCAGGAUCCUUUUAUGAUGGCUAGCGUUGACCCUUUGGCGAUGGGUAUGCCAUCGAUGUACUUCGAUCCAUACCUGAACGCAUACGUGAUGCCGCAAUUGCCAGGUAUACAACUUGAUGUUACUAUGCUGGAAUUGCUUCUCUAUUAUUUUUCGUUUAUUGUUCGACGCGUAACAUGAUUUAGUAGAAUUAGUCAAAAAAUAAGGUGUGCAUCUUCAUUGAUAAUUUUCGAAUUUUCCCACAUCGAUAUCUCCUCUUCCCAUCGCCAUCUUCUUCUUCUCCUCCCACACAACAGGUCACUAUCCUAUGCCUGGCGCUUAUGAUCCCGCAAUGAUGAGUAUGCACUAUCCUCCAGCACCAGGGCUGCCAGAGGAGUAUAUGCGUCACAAGGGGAGCGAAUCUCCCGCGGAAAAAGGACAGAAAGGUGGAAGACAUAAGGGAAGACCGGAAGCGCCGGAGGUACGAUUUAUAGUACUUGAAUGGUUCUAAUGAAUUAGGGUCGGAGCAAAAGUAGCGAAGUUGUAAGCUUCAUGUCUUGAACAGGAGUCCUUACCACGAGUAAUAGAAACUGUAUCAACCAAGAUAAAGCAGCGACGAUAACACCCACAUCUUCAUUUUCCUUAUACCUAUCGAUUCCUACCAAAAUCAUGAUCUCCCCCAAAAAUACUACAGACCAUGUCCCAGCGUCGUGGGUCCCUCCACAAAGCCUUGUACGCUGGAUCGCAAGCUCUUGCGAACUUGCGCGAGAAGGAACUGGGGUCUGGACAGAGUACUGGGUCCGCUGGUAGCAAGAGUUCGUCUGGUAAGGGGUACAGAAAGAAGAAAUACAAAGGAGACGAGGAGAUGGACCCCGAGAAGCAAGCUCAGAUCCUAGCCGCGCAUAAAGCUGCUUACGAAAGAGCUGCAAAGGGACAGACGGCUGAAGGUAAUUCUUGUUUACAGAGAGACCGAUGCCACUUACGUGCACUUUUUUACGGCGUAGAAGGUAACACCUCAUGCACCUUAAUACCCGAAAAAUCUUGGUCGUGAUAUUCUCGAACCGACUCUACCACCUGAUCUAAACAUGAUCCUCAUAAUUCUGCUCACUCGCACAACCACAGGUAUGACCAUGAUGUUGAAGAAUAUACCGAAUAAGUAUUCGCGUGAUAUGCUCGUGGACCGAUUAGAGCAGGACUACAAGGGAAAAAUCAACUUUCUCUAUAUGCCCAUCGAUUUCGUCACGGAAUGCAAUGUUGGUACAUUCCUUUGGUCACUACUCCUCUAUUUGCAACACAACGUCGUCUCUUCCUGACGUCGUCAAUUUCAUAACGUUUUAUCUCGUAGUUGUAGUUUUCGUUGCAAUCGAGACCUUUUCUCCAUUCCCAUGCGAGCUAUACUAGAUAGUUGACUACCCAAAAUCAACUUCCUAUAAUUGCAGGUUAUUGUUUCCUCAAUUUUCGCACCGAAGAGGACGCAUUGAGUUUCCAAAACGCUUACAAUGGAUACCACACGAAGAAAGUGCUACCGGGAUACAACAGCAGUACUUACUUUGACAUUUUCUUGGAUGGUGUGACUGUGGUAUUGAUUGAAAUACUUUUAGCAACUGGCAUGCAACUAUCUCUUCAAACUUGAAAUAAGUUGCACGACGUCCUCUUCAUCUUGCUCUUGUCCGUUGACCACUUCUUCUACAAAUCACAGACAAAGUCGCGGAGGUCUCGCGUGCUGCAGUACAGGGGUUGCAUUUGAAUCUGGAACGCUUGAAGCGCAGUCCUUUGUUGCCUAUGCUCAAAGCGAGUCAGGUUUGGCAACCAUUGCUCUUCGACGAAGAAGGAGUUCGCUUUUCAUUCCCGUGCGAGACCGACACACCCUCUAAAGGUGCAGCCAGGCAACGCCACGCGGAAGAGAAAUACGGAGGCAAGGGAAAUUCAUCAGGUAAAGCACAACUACGAGAGACGAUGAAUAGUAAAAUGAAUGCUGGUAAUACAGCUGGUGCUAGUGCGUCUACUUCAAAAGCUACUGCAGAUGAUAGUGCUUCUUCGAGCACAGCGAAUCGAGGAAAUACGAGAGGAACGGCCGAGGAACGAGAGACACAACGAGAGUCCAACAAGGAACCUCAAAAUACAGCCUCUACUACUACUAAUGCUACAACUAGUAAGAAAAAUAUCAUUGCUAGUACGAACAUUGCUAGUUGUACAGCAAAGAAUCCAAACGCUAAUACUGCUACAGCUGGUAACGUUAAUGUGAAAAGAACUACUUCCAGCAGUGGGAGCAAUAAAAAGACGGCCAACGCCUCUUCGACAUGGACAACAGCUAGUACUACUGCGACCGGAGGACCAAGCGCCAUGUCUGGAGUUAGCGCAGGAGCAGCUGGGGCUAGUACGUCCGGGAUCGACAAAACAAGACCUGAUGUGGCAACUAGAACCACUUCUAGUAGCGCGAAAGCAGCAGCUCCAACAAGUCAUCUAUUGCAUUCUCCCAUGCAGGUUCCCUCUUUUACAUCCGAGAUCCAUAACAAGAACCGCAACAUAUCUAUCUCCAGUUUAGAGGACAACUGUGGUGGGGGCAAGACUCUUCUUUUGAUAGACGAAUGCUUGCGAGAUGUGGCAAAUCCUGCUGAGAACACGAAGACCGACAAGACCAAGACUGACACUACCAAGCAAACUUCUACAGCAGCAGCUGCCAAGAAAGAAACACUUGCUACAAAAACGACUACUGCGGAUUCUAGUGCAAAACCUGUUGUGAAGCCUGGUGUUGCAGCGACUGUAGUUCCCGAGGUGGAAAACCAGCAGAUGGAGGAGGGCAAGAAGGAAAGCGGAGACGUCCGCAACGGGGAAUCCACGUCUCAGCACGUAGCAGCAGCUAGCUCUUCUACAGCUACUUCUCGCAGUUCUUCGUCACCAGAACAAGUAGUGACUAGCAGCUCUUCCUCGGGAACCUUGGAGAAUACUAGUGAGCUUCCUUCUAAUAACCCAGAAGCUGGUCGUCCUACUCGCACGAUUCUUCUUAGACCGGAGACCGUGACCUUGCCUAAAACCACGAGUACUACUAGUAGUGCUAGUUGUAAUCCUCCAGAGCUCAUGUCCAACGGCAUCAGAGAUGCCUUAGGACUCGCUUCAACACUGACGCAUUCUUCUCUCACCUCCUUCGGAUCAGUCAUUAGUGUGGAGAGUGGAGAGAGGCAGUCAGUCAGCUCAGAAAAGUCGAUGGAAAGCAGAAAUUCUCUAGUAAGGCAAAAAAAAUCCAUAUCCAACCAGAGUAAAGGAGCAGAUGAAGGUGGAGUAGAAACAGAGUCGUCUUCUCCGUCCGGAUCGUCUUUGUCGCGUCUGCUUGGCAAUUGCUCUCUCUCUACAGUGUCAGUUUCGCGACGUUCUACAAAGACACUCGAACAAGCAGGCACGUUGACGACACCUGGGUCAGGGUUUGCACCUACUUCACAAGAAAGUGCUAGCAAUACCAAAAACAACAAGAAGAACUCAACAUCCUGUUUGAAGCGUAAAGAAGUAGUGCCAAGUCCUCGGACAUCAAAGCAAUUUGCAGUUCCCGUACCAGUGCCGAACUCUUCCUCCUCAAGCGGCGAUGAUCAGACCCACUGUUCCUCGACGCGGACUGGCACUACGACAGCAUACAUGACGGAGCACAGUCACACAGGACAAACUAGAACCGCAGCAAGCAAGUACGAUGAGGAGGGGGAGCAGGAGGAUGCUCCGUCACAGUCGUAGAGGGAGUUCUUGAGCAUGCCAAGACAUGGAGUGGGGAGAAGAGAACACCAAAGUGGGUGUAGCACCAGUGUGGAAGGAGGAACAAGGUGUUCUCAUACCGUGAGGAGCCUGAAUAGCGACAACGCUUACUACAGCUGCCAAUUACAACUACUACGAAUACGACUACAUCUCUACAACGAAGCACUACAUCUUCGCAUUCGAGCAAUUUUGACUGCUUCUUCUGGCCCUAUUCCCACGAGUGACAGCGUCCUGCGGUCGUAGUAGCUGUGCGGAAGGAGCUAUCUACGGAAGCAGAGGUACAUGGCAAAACUAGUAAGUGCCUACUAACGAAAGAAAUACAACGGCUCCUCCGACAGAUCCUCGGAAAAUUCUGAGAAAAGCGAAAGAUCUGAUGAAGAUCCUGCUAUGAAGAUCCAAAAACAACAAUCAAGGAAAGUAGAACUCGAGACUAACUAUACCACUAAGUAGUAGUACAUACUCAAGGGACCACUGAAAGGAAAAGAAUGAAAAUCUCCUUCAGGAGAUCAGAAUGAAAAAAAUUUCUGCUUGUUUAGUACUGAGAUGCUGUGAUCACAAGAUCUCCAGAGGGCCGUUCAACAGAGACUAUCCACGAGAGAUCACGAGACGCAUAUUGAUUAUCAUCAUGUCUGCAGCUUUCGUUCUUAUCUACAAAUUUUAAUACAUUUCAGGCGAAAAGUCGUUAAAUCACUAUAUUGAAAUUCCGAGGUACCUAAAACGAGUUAAGAUCAUGACCACCUUCUCCCCGCAACGAAAUAUAUAUUCCACUUAUCGAAAAACUCAGGUAACAGCUAUGGAAAAGGGUCGGCAAAAAGUGGCUACGACAGUUCUAUGUGGCAGCAAUCUACAACGACGCCAAAUACCGCACCUGGAAAUAUUAUAUCGAUAAACAGCUACCUUCCCGCCACGACACCUCCCAGUGCUGCUCUUUAUGUACUACAAGUGCUAGAAGUUUUCUUUAUAUAACUUGGAUGUAGUAAGACCUGGUAAGUACUGAAUAUCGUGAUUAAGAUAUUGUAUUCAGAUAUUGUACUAGGUACUAAUUUGAUGUGAAAAUCGAAACUGUUCUAGUUCUCGUUCGCAGUGAUCAACAAGGCAAAAAGCACCAUAUCAAGCAAUGUUUUCCUACAAAAAAAUAUCUCAUUCAGGUCGCGCCAGGAAGUGAAGCGUCGAUCAUGAGUAUGGGAGGCUACGACAAUCCCGCCAUGUAUACGCCGGUCGUCGUUCGCAGCCAAGACCCACAUAGUCCCAGGAGCAACAACAACUACGACAAAGUCCCGGGCAAGGGCGGUUACAUUGAUACUUCUAGUCCCCCAAUUGUUGCCCUUGUUUCGCCUCACGACACUACUGCGAUGACAAUGCCGAGUCUUCAUCAGCAACUCCAUCAGGGCCAGCUGAGUCCCGGUUCGGCGCCGAGCAGUCCGAUCUCGAACCGAUCGUUGGCACAGCAAAAAAUCAGUGACGAAGUGCGUAUCAACGUGACGCAGAAACACUUGGAGAAGUUCUUCGAUCCAAACGACGGCUCGAUCUCGCCGACUGAAAGACAGCUCAUUCUCAGCGUACUGAAUAGAGUUCUUUUGCAUUUUUCUUCCGCUCAUUUACUGCGUAAUUUGCUACUUACAAAGUCUCUACCUACUAAGAAAGUCAUAUUUUCCAUUUCCACUGCAUACGCAGAAUUCCUUAAGGCGGACUUUCUCGAAAACUUACGCUCCCUACCUUCUCCCAACGACCUAACAGGCUAUGGACUCAGACGGUUGGAUUCCUGCAACGGCUUUGACCGGAUUAAAAGAUAUGCACUACCCAGGAACUGAAUUAAUGCUGGAGAGUCUUCGGCGAACAAAGGCGUUGGAAGUCUCUGAGACAGAUGGUUUCCGCUUUCGACCUCAUAAUCGCGCAAAAGAGGAGCUGCAAGCAACCAUUGCUUAAGGGUCGUGUUUACAAGAGUAACUGCACUUAGACGAUUAUUUAGAGGUAGAAGCAUUAAUUGUGAUCAUAAGAGACGUUAGAGUUACUUUCCAAAAGUAAAAUUACGAUAGCAUGAUCUGUAAGCUUUGCUUUCUAAGAAGGGUGUUGUACUACCAGGGUCAGUCUCAACAAGUACUACAACAAUAGCAUGAUGGGAACGCGAUUGGCUCAGAAGAUUUUGAGGAAUAACUUAAAAGUGAUAAGUUUCACGGUUGACCCGCUAGCUUAUUGCGGAGAUGUAGUAUUUCUAUUGUUCUGAAGUAGUAUUUCAUUAAAAAUGGAGGAAAGAAUGCCAGAAAAGUGUUGUGGUUUGUGAAAGAGCGUCGUGCUAGCAGUAGUUGUAGUUGUAGCAGAAGCAGUGGCAGAACGCCUUGUCAUCGUAACAUGCAAGGAGUCCACGUUGUUUAGGUGUACUUACGUUGCCUAGGUCCACCUUGUCUGUGUUCACGUUGUCUAGGCUCCCCAAUUUCCUCAUACCGGACGUAUGUUCUAUUCACUCACUCAAUGGUCUUACAUGCUAAUUUUCUAGAGAAGUAGAGAGUUUGGCUGUGAUAUCCUGGACUUCGUCAGUAUUUGUGCGUGUUAGUGCUAGAUCAUGGAUGAAGUCAAGCGCCAGACAGUACUAAGAUCGUGAUCUUCUGUGUUAUUGUUCUGUAAUAUUUCUUUCCUAGUCCUCUGAUUACACUAUUGAUCAUCUGAGUAUUUAAGAGUAUUGAUGACACCAACCGAAGACUAGGUAAUGGACUAGCUUAGAUGUUGUCUUCACAUGUUCGUAGAGAAGUUAGGUUUUUUUAAAUCUAAUGAUGCCUCGUUGUAGCAGACUUCACACAUUUAACUACACAUCUACAGCAAACUCGCUCUUACAUCACAAAUGUACCUUCACUCGACUUAGCGCAUUUUCAUUUUACGAUCGGAUACAUCUUUCCGUAUAGAUUGCAGCAUCUAGAUUUGCCGAUGAGAUGGCAUCUAGAGAAAGUAGGGAUUGCAAAAAUCCUAUAUCUUCUUCUGACAUCCCAGACGCUAGACAGCUUUCAAGAGCACAACUUUUGGGACACAACUUUUGGGACCACGCACCAUUUACUUUUAUGUUAGACGAAAGUCGCGCUAGGCACAUCCUCGUCAUCAUCAUGAAGAUUCUGAUUCGCCCUAAAAGCUGACUCUUGUUCUCCCUGGAAAAAUUCGCAUUUUGAUCUAGAAAUUAGAUGUUAGCAGACUUUUGUACUUAGAUCACGCUGGCUAGUGGUAGAAGGUGCUCCCAAGCAACCUACUUCUAAGAGGUACACCAGAGUCCAAGAAUAGAAGAAAGAUAAGGUAUCUAUCUAUAGGGUGGAUUGACGUACUCGACCAGAGUCCAGAAUUAUAAAAGGAAGAGGUCUCUCUUGUGUCCCUUCAAAAUAGCAACACCUAAGAAGAAGGAAGAACACUCUCUUUCUCUAUAGUUCUGGUCCUGCAUGCCACGCUCACACUGUGACUACAAUUUCCAUUAGAGAACUUUCUAGAAUAUGAGAAAGAAAUAAAAAGAAAAUCUCCGCGCAACUACGAUAAACUUAAAGUUUCAGAAACUCAACUACAUACCCUCAGAAGAUUGGUGGCACCUCAUUUGAAAAUGAACACCAAAAUGUGAUGAACCUUCACGAGCUUGUGGUCCUGAUUCAAGGACCACAAGCGUAAAUGAUGUCG
Messenger RNA from Amoebophrya sp. A25, 11868 nucleotides. The record is from the annotation of a GenBank genome assembly. Lineage: Eukaryota; Dinophyceae; Syndiniales; Amoebophryaceae.